AGCACCUCCGUGAAGUCCAGCUCCCAGUCAACACCCUCUAUACACCUUCCGAAACUCCUGCUCCGUCGUCCGAACUCAGUGUUUCUCUACCAUGUUCAGUCUCUCCCGCAAACCCGUCAACUCCAAAGCGAAUGAGCCUGUCUCGAAGUCAUUCCAGCUACGAAGGCUCGCAGAAGCUACUCUUGGAAGCGGUAACCUGAAGAAAGCUGUUCAGCUCCCAGAAGGCGAAGAUCUGAAUGAGUGGUUGGCUGUCAACACCGUCGACUUCUUUCAACAAAUAAACAUGCUUUACGGCACCAUAACCGAAUUCUGCACCCCUACAUCCUGCCCAAUGAUGUCCGCCGGCCCAACCCACGAAUACCUCUGGCACGACCCUCCAAACUACCCCUCCCCGACCUCCCUCCCCGCCUCAACCUACAUCGACCUCCUCUUUACCCGUACCCAAUCCCUCCUCGACAACCCCCUCAUCUUUCCUCAAAAACCGGGUAUCCCAUUUCCCCGAAACUUCAGGGACGAAGUGAGUGCGGUGUUGAGGAGGUUGUUUAGGGUGUAUGCGCAUAUUUAUUGGGAGCAUUAUGCGGUCGUUCGGGAGUUGGGGUUGGAGGCCCAUUUGAAUACGGGGCUGAAGCAUUUUGUGUGUUUUUGUAGGGAGUUUGGGGUUGUGGGGGAGAAGGAGUUUGAGCCAUUGAGGGAAUUGGUGGAUGAGAUGAUGAAGGAUAAUUGA
Messenger RNA from Saitoella complicata NRRL Y-17804, 724 nucleotides. Its product is annotated as Sid2p-Mob1p kinase complex regulatory subunit Mob1. The transcript has 3 exons. The record is from RefSeq and is a predicted model, not a curated record. Bases 92 to 724 code for a protein of 210 amino acids. Gene Ontology annotation, cellular component: nucleus; cytoplasm. Gene Ontology annotation, molecular function: protein kinase activator activity. NCBI's taxonomy places the organism in Eukaryota, Fungi, Ascomycota, Saitoellomycetes, Saitoellales, Saitoellaceae. Gene Ontology annotation, biological process: positive regulation of protein phosphorylation; signal transduction; cell division.